AAAAUACGAAUGAUAAUCAUAUCCGGCUUUAUUCAAUCACAACAAUGGUGUCGAAACGUUGUCUGAUGUUCUGAAACGUGAUGUAACGUUAUGUGUAUAACGUCGGAGUUUAUUGAUACCGGCGUUAGAACAUUAACAGUAUCUAUAUUUGAUCGUCAUGAACACUGUUUGUAUCUGAUAGUCUGACAGCUGUUUAAAUUUCAGUGUGAUGUGCACUGGAUUGUUUUUUACGAGCGUUGAAAACGCAGUACCUUCUGGUCAUGUAAGGUUUCCUAUGUAAUCAACGAUGAAACUACUGCGUGGUUUCAACGCAUCGGAACGUGCAAGUGUUACAGCUUAACUGUAGUACAUUUCGAAUGUUUUUCUCUAUUAUCUUUAAGUACAAAACUAUAGAACAGUUCGCGGUAUAAUGGCAGCUCAUAAGACAGGCGGGCAAAGUGCUCGAAAGAAAGUACAGGUAUCCAUGGUUAUAAGAGAUGAAGUGGAAAAAAGACAUAGAGCUGGAGUUAAUUCAUUACAAUAUGAUCCAGCUUUGCAUAGGCUUUACUCUGCAGGUAGAGAUAGCAUUAUAAGGAUAUGGAAUUGCAAAAAUAUGAAAGACCCAUACAUUCAAUCAAUGGAACAUCAUACAGAUUGGGUUAAUGAUAUAGUAUUAUGUUGUGGUGGCAAAAAUUUAAUAUCAGCCAGUUCUGACACUACAGUAAAAGUAUGGAAUGCACAUAAAGGUUUUUGUAUGUCUACAUUAAGAACACAUAAAGAUUAUGUGAAAGCUCUAGCAUAUGCUAAAGAUAAAGAGCAAGUUGCUAGUGGUGGUUUAGAUAAAUUAAUCUUCUUAUGGGAUGUAAAUACAUUAACUGCUCUCACAGCAAGCAACAAUACAGUAACAACAUCGUCUCUUAGUGGAAAUAAAGAUUCUAUAUAUAGUCUUGCCAUGAAUCAAAUUGGAACAAUUAUAGUAAGUGGUAGCACAGAAAAAGUUUUAAGAGUAUGGGAUCCAAGACACUGUACUAAAUUAAUGAAACUUCGUGGUCAUAUGGAUAAUAUCAAAGCAUUAGUAUUAAAUAGAGAUGGUACUCAGUGUUUAUCUGCCAGUUCUGAUGGAACAAUUAAACUUUGGUCAUUAGGGCAACAAAGAUGUAUCCAAACUUAUAGAGUACAUAAAGAGGGUGUUUGGGCAUUAUUGGCAACAGAUACUUUCAGUCAUGUAAUAUCAGGAGGUCGAGACAAAAGAGUUGUAAUGACUGAAUUAUCAUGUUAUCCUGAAAGGUAUACAGUUAUUUGUGAAGAAAAAGCACCUGUGUUAAAAAUGGUUAUGACACCUGAUCAAUCCAGCAUUUGGGUAGCAACUAGUGAAUCUACUAUAAAUAAUUGGUCUAUAAGUCAAAAGGAUUGGCAAGAAUUAGGAAUAGAAGAUUAUUGUGAUUCUGCUAGUGGAAUAACACCUAAAAAUACAGAACCUGCACAAAAAAUAUUAGGUGCUCCAGCGAUACGGCACUGUCACGUUUUAAACGAUCGAAGACAUGUUCUAACAAAAGAUACAGAAGAAAAUGUAGCUUUAUAUGAUGUAUUAAAGGCGCGUAAAGUUGAAGAUUUAGGAAAGAUAGAUUUUGAACAAGAAAUAAAAAAGAAUAAAAUGGUGUAUGUUCCAAAUUGGUUUAGUAUAGAUCUUAAAACUGGGAUGUUGACCAUUCAUUUAGGUCAAGAUGAAAAUGAUUGUUUUUCUGCAUGGGUUUCUGCAAAAGAAACUGGACUUGCAGAAAAUGAUGCAGUAGAUCAAAAAGUGAAUUAUGGAAAUCUUUUACUACAAGCUUUACUCGAACAUUGGUGGAGACCGUUACAUGUUGACGAUGAAAAUGAGGGCAAUAGUAAUGAUGGUAAUGGUUCUAUGCACACUAGAGGAGGAAAUCUAUAUUUCUCUGUACCAACCCACACACCUGUUAUAUUUAGUGAAGUAGGAGGAAGACCUUUAUAUAGAUUAUUAGUUAGAGAUGCUGCGGGAGAAAUGGAAGGAGUAUUAUUAAAUGAAACUGUACCAGCAUGGGUAGUUAAUAUUGUUGUGGAUAAAAAUCUUCCACAAUUCAUUAAAAUAUCAUUUUAUAUUCUUCCUCAUGCCACAUCUGGCGUAAAAAGUUUAAAAAAAGAUCGCUUAAUCGCAAACGAUUUUAUACAAAUUCGUAAAGUAGCAGAACAUGUUUGUGAUAAAGUGCUUGGUGCUGGAAGUGAUUCAGGAUCAGUAGCAGGUGCUGGAAAUACAGUUUCUGGAGGAUCUCCAGCAGGAGAUAGAACAAAUACAGAUUCAAAUGCUGAUAAUUCUUCGCUGGCCGAAGAAAAAGUAGAAUUGCUAUGUAAUGAUCAAGUUUUAGAUCCUUCUAUGGAUUUAAGAACUGUCAGACAUUUUAUUUGGAAAAGUUCAGCAGAUUUAAUACUUCAUUUUCGGCCAGUAAAAUAGUUAGGGCUAAGUAUAUCGGAACAGAGAUCACGAAAAUGUGCCUGGUUUUAUACCGUCAUAAAAAUUACGGAAAAUAUGUGGUCUAGUUGCAGAGUGUGCAACUUCACACUACCUUCUUUUCAUGAAAUAUUCAAUCGAAUUUCGGUGAAUGUUUCAUUAGAUGCUGCGAUUGAAGACGAAUAAAAGCCAGGUUACAUGUAGACUAUUUAAAAUUAAAUGAGUUUAAAGGCAAUAAUGUGUGGAAACAUUAGUAUAAAUUGCUCAUAUUUGUAUAUUUAUAUCCUGUGGCCAAAUACAAAAAUAAUUUCAAUUAUUUUAUUUUUAAAAACAUGUUUUUUGUACUUUAAUGCGAAGUAUUUACUGUCAGCCAUUUAUAGUCUUCCCAGUUUAAAAAUAUUAAAAAAAAAAAUUUAAGCACAAAAAAGUAUAAAUUGUAUGGCCCAGGAAAUUAUUAUUGAGUGUAACUUCUAAAUGCCAUGUUUUCUCAUAUGCUUUUUGAAUUUUUUUUUAUUAAUUCCAUGUAGCUAUAUAUUUUUAUGAUUUGUAAAUACUAUCCAUCCUUAUUUUUUUGAUAAAAUUAGAAACAAAUGUAUUUGAAAGAAUGAAAUCAAAGAGAUAUAUAUGUAUAAACAAUACUCCACACACCUGCCUUUUUAUUUAAAAAAAACAAACUAUGACAGGAAGAGAAAAAUGUCAAUUUAUCAUUAAUCAAAUUAAAAUUGAACAGCCAAAUUAAUAAUUUAAUAUUUCCUAUAAUAAUAUGGGAAGUAACAUAGUAUGUCUUCGAUAUAAUAAGAUUAAAUUCUGCCUUUAAUAAUACUUUUCAAUUAAUUAAACUUUUCAUUAAUGGAUAUAUAAUGAUAUUUCAUAUGAAAAAAAAAAGCAUAAAUACAUUACAAUUAUUGGUAAAACAAGUAUAAAUACAUUGGCAGAAUUUGAUUUUAGAAGACAAUUCUAUAAUAGAUAAAAACACAAAGUGUGUAAUUAAUCAUAUGUUAAAACAUCCAUUUUAUUAGAAUCCUAUCAAUUGUACAUAUAAAUGCGAUUGUAAGUAAGAUUCUUUAAUUACGGUGAUGGGCUGUACUCAUAAAAUUCAAUAUAUCAAAAAUCAAAGCCUUUGCACCAAUUUUACGAAAUUGGGAUAAACGCUUAACUUUUCUAUAAAAA
Messenger RNA from Apis florea (little honeybee), 3616 nucleotides. RefSeq names its product WD repeat-containing protein 48. Gene Ontology annotation, biological process: double-strand break repair via homologous recombination. Lineage: Eukaryota; Metazoa; Arthropoda; Insecta; Hymenoptera; Apidae. Gene Ontology annotation, molecular function: ubiquitin binding. The record is from RefSeq and is a predicted model, not a curated record.